Molecule: messenger RNA, 1105 nt
Organism: Cuscuta europaea
Lineage: Eukaryota; Viridiplantae; Streptophyta; Magnoliopsida; Solanales; Convolvulaceae
Source: the annotation of a GenBank genome assembly
CGCCACUCGCUUGCAUCUAAACCUCUGAAUACCCGUUUCUAUUUGAUUCUGCAAAAUCCAGUCAGACCAAAUGUUUCUUCUACAGACCGCCAUCAAAACCCUACCUACUGAUCAAAGCAUCUCGUCAUCUUUCUUCAAGCGCCGGACUACUCUGCUUCCGAAAUCUUUAUUUCCCAGCCUUGAUUUGAGGUUUAGUUUGGGUUGCAGAACGAAGAAGGCCUCACACCUUGCUUCCAAAACUAGGACCCAUGCCACUCUUCUUGAUACCCCCGUCUUGUGGGCGGGCAGAGUUGCCAUCUUCUAUGCCCUCCUGAAAGCUGGUUUGGCUGGAUCUCCUUCUAAUCCCAUCUUUUCAGAUUCUGAGAAUGUUGAUGCUGAUGACAUGGGAUUUUCCAAGUGGUUCGAUCAGUGGAGACGAAAUCCAGAAAAAGAAGCCGCUGACAAAAGGAAACUAGUAAGCAAAUGGCAUCCAACAACUAAGAAUACCCUUAGACGUAAUUACAGGGUGCCAUCAAAAUCUGAAGGUCGGCGUCUUCUUAGAGACAUUGCUUCCUUACUAUCAGACGACGACCAUUUUAGAGAUGCCACUUCUCACAAGGGUUGUCAGAUCAGGAGGGAGAGUGCUCAUGGAGAAAGUGUGUGUUGCAACAAUGUGAGAGCUCUGUUUGAUGAGCUCCCGACACCACACCUAAUAGUAGAGAUCACACCUUUCCCUGUGGGUCCUUUAACGGAAAAUGACUAUAUCAAAGCCGAGAAACUGGAAGUUGUCCUUAGAUCAGGCCCAUCUGUUUAAAAAAAAUUCACUGCCUUAAAACUUGGUGUAUAUCGUUCACUUCUGUCACUGUCACUGUAAUUAUCCACAGUUUCUGACAUUGAAGCCAUCUUCUGUGUACAUUUACUUUGCAUCAAGAAAAUGCUUCUCUUGUUUUCUUAUUUGAUGUGUAUAUGUUUUCUAGCGAGACCAGUUGGUGUUUAAUAUGAACCAUCCAUAUUUCUCUGGCUCAGAAUCCUCAGAUUAACACAUAAGUUUAAAUGUGAAGUACUUCAUGAAACUAUAGUUGUUUUGAAUAAUACUUAUAAAUAUCAAUUUAGUUAUGGAAAUGAA